Venustampulla echinocandica is the source of this 2352-nucleotide messenger RNA. Its product is annotated as Beta-glucosidase. Gene Ontology annotation, biological process: glucan catabolic process. The record is from RefSeq and is a predicted model, not a curated record. Gene Ontology annotation, molecular function: beta-glucosidase activity. The transcript is spliced from 5 exons. The coding region runs from base 1 to 2352 and encodes 783 amino acids. Lineage: Eukaryota; Fungi; Ascomycota; Leotiomycetes; Helotiales; Pleuroascaceae.
AUGACGACCACACUCGACGUAGAAGAUGUCCUCUCCAAAUUAACUCCCGCGGAAAAAGUCUCCCUGUUAGCAGGAGCUGACUGGUGGCACACCGUCCCCGUAAAGCGCCUCAAUAUCCCAGCAAUCCGUGUAUCCGACGGCCCCAACGGCGUCCGUGGAACUAAAUUCUUCAAUGGCACCAAAGCAGCUUGUUUCCCUUGCGGCACCGCUCUAGGCGCAACAUGGGACGUCUCACUACUCCACAAGGCCGGCGUGGCCAUGGGAGAGGAGAGCAAAGCCAAAGGCUCGCACGUUAUUCUCGGCCCAACUAUUAAUAUGCAGCGUUCUCCCCUCGGUGGAAGAGGAUUUGAGAGUUUGAGCGAAGAUCCCGUGUUGGCAGGAUUAGGGGCAGCGGCUUUGGUUAAUGGCAUCCAGGAGACAGGUGUUGUUGCAACCAUCAAGCAUUUUGUGUGUAAUGACCAGGAGGAUGAGAGAAACGCUACCAACGCAAUUAUUACGGAUAGGGCGUUGAGGGAGGUCUAUGCCUUGCCGUUUCAGUGGGGAACAUACUCAACCUCAGGAGCCGUAAACGCCGGUCUGGACCUAGAAAUGCCCGGCACAACAAAAUGGCGUGGUGGAGCCCUCCUACAGGCCGUAGGCGUAGGAAAAGUCCACCCACACGUCCUAGACGAGCGAGUUCGCAAUAUCUUGAAGCUCAUCAACCGUGUUGCUGGAGCAAAGAUACCCGAGUAUGCCGAGGAGAAGGCGGCGGAUACUCCUGAGACGGCUGCGUUGUUGCGCAAGAUUGGUGGGGAAUCUAUUGUGCUGAUGAAGAACGAGGAUAAUAUUUUGCCCCUGUCGAAAGAUAAGAAGACACUUAUCAUCGGCCCUAAUGCAAAAGUGGCAACGUAUCAUGGGGGUGGCUCUGCAGCUCUAGCAGCAUACUAUGCCGUUACUCCUUUUGAUGGUAUUAGUGCACAACUGACAUCUCCGCCCGACUUCACCGUUGGGUGUUACGCGCACAAAGAACUGCCGCUCAUUGGUACCAUCCUCAAAACAUCGAAGGGAGAAACUGGGGUCACAUUCCGAGCCUACAACGACCCGCCCACUGUGAAAGACCGAGAGGUCGCUGACGAAAUUGUCCUCACCAAGACAGAGCUUCUGAUGAUGGAUUAUAAGUGCUCGAAACUCAAGAACGACCUCUGGUGGGCUGAUAUUGAGGGAUAUCUCACAGCUGAAGAAGACGGUGAUUUCGAACUAGGUCUUGGUGUUUAUGGAGCUGCGAAACUCUACGUUGAUGACAAGCUAGUUAUUGAUAAUGAGACGAAACAGACGAAGGGAACAAUGUUCUUCUCUUGCGGAACGGUGGAGGAGAAGGGUGUGGUGGCGGUGAAGAAAGGUCAAAAGUAUCAUAUCAAGGUGGAGUUUAUCAGCUCUCCUGCAAGUAAACUGGACCAGGGAAGUAAUGUGCUUUUCGGGAAUGGAGCGUUGAGGAUUGGUGGUACGAAAGUUAUUGAUGCGGAUGAGGAGAUCAGUAAUGCUGCUGCAAUGGCUAAAGAAGCGGAUCAGGUCAUUAUAUGCGCCGGAUUAAAUUCCGACUGGGAAAGCGAGGGUACCGACCGACAAAGCAUGGACCUUCCAGGAUCCAUGGAUGCAAUGAUCUCCGCCGUCGCCGCAGCUAACCCCUCCACGGUGGUAGUCAUGCAAUCCGGGACACCUGUCACCAUGCCAUGGAUUUCCUCUAUCAAAUCUUUGAUCCACGCUUGGUACGGCGGCAAUGAAACCGGUAACGCCAUUGCGGAUGUCUUGUUUGGAGACGUCAACCCUAGCGCGAAGCUACCUUUAACUUUCCCCAAGAGAAUUCAGGAUAACCCUGCGUUUUUGAGCUAUCGUACGGAGAGAGGGAGGACGUUGUACAGCGAGGAUGUAUAUGUGGGGUAUAGGUGGUACGAAGCGCUUGAUAACCCUGCUCUGUUCCCAUUCGGUCAUGGGCUCUCAUACACAACUUUCGAGUUAUCUGACCUGAAGGUUGAGAAGACGGAGAAGGACGUGAAGAUUAACGUUAAGGUGACCAAUACCGGGGAUAGAGCCGGUGCAGAGGUUGUCCAAGUAUAUGUUGCACAAAAGAGCCCGAGCAUCAAGAGACCUACGGAACUGAAGGGGUUCCAGAAGGUGUGGUUGGAAAAGGGGGAGAGCAAGACGGCGGAGGUAUUCGUUGAGACAAAAUAUGCAGCGAGCUUUUGGGAUGAAGUUCGGGAUGCAUGGAUUAUGGAGAAGGAUGAAUAUCAGGUGCUCGUGGGCACGAGCAGUGGCAACCCCAAGUUGAGGGGAUCCUUUGAGGUUGAGAAGACGAGCUGGUGGAAUGGGCUGUAA